Molecule: messenger RNA, 273 nt
Organism: Adineta steineri
Lineage: Eukaryota; Metazoa; Rotifera; Eurotatoria; Adinetida; Adinetidae
Source: the annotation of a GenBank genome assembly
AUGCCUGGUGAAUUAUGGCAUGCUCCAGAAGCAAAUUUUUAUUUUCGUAUCAAUAAAUUUUUUCCAACUAUUGAACGUAUAUAUAAACAUGAACGUUAUUUUAAUUGUAUAACAAUUCGUGCACAUAAUGGUAAAAUAAUGUAUUAUAUUUUAUCAAAUAGUUAUCAAACAAUAUCUAUUGAUAAAUGUAAUUUUCAAUGGGAAUUAGAAGAAAAUACAAUACAACUUCUUAAAAUGAUUAAUAAUAUAUGUAUACGUAAAGAAAAAGAAUUA